AUGAUGCCGCUGCUGGAAGUGGGUGUCAAUGGACUAAGGCGGUGCCUAGGCGGCAGCAACGGGGAGAGCGGCUCUCUUGUCUUCCGCUACGGCCCCAGGGCGGUUGUGAAGGGCAAUAAAAUACUGCUUCUGCUGAUGAGCUACACGGAACCCACAGGGACACCGAAGCCAAACUCACAGGGAAGUUGGGAGGCUGCGCUGCACGAGGGCACAGUCGCAGACUCCAGUGGAUCCAAGUCCAUCACGUGGACGACAUCCACAACGCCAUCAUCACCAGCGCUGAAUUCCACCUUCACCACAGAGAUGGGUAAAAAGAAAUGGAGGUCCUUCGUGGACAACGCAGGGCGGGGCGUUGUGCAUAAAAGUAAGGUUUUCUUCCCCCUGGUGGCGGUGAGCUCCGAAAGCGGCGUGCGUGUCUGCACAGUCAUCUCUUUGACGGAGCGCAACGGAGAGACUGCGGGGGGCGGGACGUGGAGUUUCUCUUCGGGCGUUCCGAUGGCUGAGGGCUGCGUCGCCGCGACGCUCCUCGAGUGGAAAGAGAAACUCCUCAUGAUCGCCGUGACUGAACUUCGGCGCUACCGGCUGUACGGGUCGGCUGACGCGGGGGCGACGUGGACGGAGAUGACGGGGACGCACGCGCACCUGUUGGGCGACUUCCUCAACGGCGUUGAGCCCGGCGAGGGAGACGACUUCAUCACCGCGACCAUCGACGGGACGGAGGUGGUGCUGUUUGCCCGGCGGUGGCACAGCUACGACAACGCGACAGGCGCCACUCGAAGUGUGCUCCAGCUUUGGGUGACCGACGGCAGGCGCCUGCAUCCGGUGGGCCCGAUCUCGACGGAGCCGCCGCAGAGCCACGACUUCAGUGCCCUGCUGCACACAGGUGACAAUGGCUUGUUUGCCAUGUACGAGAGGAGAGACAAUACGUCGAGCGGCCUUCUUCUUGCGCCC
Messenger RNA from Trypanosoma conorhini, 951 nucleotides. Its product is annotated as trans-sialidase. The record is from RefSeq and is a predicted model, not a curated record. The transcript has a single exon. The annotation marks the transcript as partial. NCBI's taxonomy places the organism in Eukaryota, Euglenozoa, Kinetoplastea, Trypanosomatida, Trypanosomatidae. Gene Ontology annotation, molecular function: exo-alpha-sialidase activity.